Messenger RNA from Oreochromis aureus, 907 nucleotides. It is a transcript of the gene rgra, whose product is annotated as retinal G protein coupled receptor a. NCBI's taxonomy places the organism in Eukaryota, Metazoa, Chordata, Actinopteri, Cichliformes, Cichlidae. The record is from RefSeq and is a predicted model, not a curated record. Gene Ontology annotation, biological process: phototransduction; G protein-coupled receptor signaling pathway; visual perception. The transcript is spliced from 7 exons. Gene Ontology annotation, cellular component: membrane. Gene Ontology annotation, molecular function: G protein-coupled receptor activity. Bases 1 to 888 code for a protein of 295 amino acids.
AUGGUUUCUUCGUACCCUUUACCGGAGGGCUUCUCCGAGUUUGAUGUGUUUUCCCUCGGAUCUUGUCUGCUUGUGGAGGGUCUGCUGGGCUUCUUUCUAAAUGCGGUCACAAUGCUUGCUUUCCUCAAAGUGAGAGAACUGAGGACUCCCAGCAAUUUCCUAGUAUUCAGUUUAGCGAUGGCUGAUAUUGGCAUCUCCAUGAACGCCACGAUCGCCGCUUUCUCCAGCUUUCUGAGGUAUUGGCCUUAUGGCUCUGAUGGAUGCCAGACUCAUGGCUUCCAGGGCUUCAUGACAGCUCUUGCCAGCAUCCACUUUGUUGCUGCCGUCGCCUGGGACAGAUAUCACCAGUACUGUACCAGGACAAAGCUGCAGUGGAGCAGUGCCAUCACUCUGGCUGUGUUUGUGUGGCUGUUCACUGCCUUCUGGUCCGCCAUGCCCCUCAUUGGCUGGGGAGAGUACGACUAUGAGCCCCUCAGGACUUGCUGCACACUGGACUACAGCAAAGGAGACAGAAACUACGUGUCCUACUUGAUUCCAAUGAGCAUCUUCAACAUGGGCAUCCAGGUGUUUGUCGUCAUGUCUUCUUACCAGUCCAUUGCACAGAAAUUCAAGAAGACAGGAAACCCCAGAUUCAACCCCAACACUCCUCUGAAGACUAUGCUGUUCUGCUGGGGGCCCUAUGGGAUCCUGGCUUUCUAUGCUGCUGUGGAGAAUGCAAACCUCGUCUCACCUAAGCUCAGAAUGAUCGCGCCUAUCCUGGCUAAGACUGCUCCCACCUUCAAUGCCCUCCUGUACGCACUGGGAAAUGAGAACUACAGAGGAGGCAUUUGGCAGUUAAUCACCGGGGAAAAGAUUGAUGUGCCUCAAAUUGAGAACAAGUCCAAAUAAACUGAGCAUACAAUAAUUA